AUGAACUUCGAUGACGGAACCCGACCGGACGAGAAACAUUGCGAGAGAGCCUAUCUGCAAGAGGAACAUCACAAUCACCAUCCUAGCUUGCUAGAUCUACCCGAGGAGGUUAGAAGGCAGAUAUUCCAAGAGUUGUUGGUUUCGGAUACUUCAUUUCGUUUGGGACACCAUAACCUCUUCAGCCUGGGGCCACACAAGUCCAUCCAUUCGUCGAUACUGGCCACCUGUCGUCUGUUGCACCAAGAGGGAAGCCCGGUCCUGUAUGGAGAGAACAGUUUCCAUCUCGGUUCUAUCGGCUUCAAACCCAUCUAUACUGCGUCCUUCGACCACUGCAUUGGGAAGCGCAAUGCUGCUCUCAUCCGGCGCAUCUCCUUCCAUGCCAACCAUACCUGGCAACUUGAUCAACACCGAAUUGCAAGAGCCCUCUCUGCACUUGGGAUCAACAUAUCUGACCUUCGCGUCCUCGUCUUCUCAUUCAACCCCUCCCUCGAGCCCGUCAAGCCGGCCCCUCAGGAGUCCUCGACCGGACCUCCGACCCCUCAAUCCGGUCACUACCACUACUACAACCCUAUAUUCCCCUACACGUCAAAUACCGGAGCCCUCACCCUCGCUACCAACUACAUCCCUAUGAGCUUCCAGUGGCACUACACGUCACAAUUUCCGAGCCAUCCAAACCCCCAACCCGCCCCUAUCCUCACCGGGACCACGCCGUUCACUCCGCUUCCUAGCAACACCGCCCCCCCUCCUGCCUCAAUUACCGUGCCUGGCCAUCUCUUGACGACAAGUGACUCCUCGCCAGAUGUCGUAUUUACCUCGAAAUUCGGCACCAUCCUCCGCUCCGACGCCACCGUUGCGCUCACACACCGCACCUGGCUCGAACCCAUUCCGCGUAGCAUCGUCCAACGAAUGGUAUUCCUCAACGGCACGGAUCUACGCGCCACGGAGGGCUGGCUCGUAAUGCGGACAGAUGGCCCACCGAAGUCGAGAUUCCGCAGCGAGUACCGCGCAGUCCCCGGAGACGGUUGGAACGAUGUCUGGAGGAACCAUCGGGGAGAAGAGUACUGGAUGGUUGAGGAACGAGAGUGGUUGGAGAAGCUGGUCGGUGCCUGGGAGAGGAUGGAGCUCGAGGCGGUGACGACGACGGAGCUGAGAGAGGCGUUGAAUAGAGCGAUUCGGGAGGUGAUGCUGGAGAUGAGGCGGUUUGGUAGGGACAGUGGGGUGGAGAUGGACUGGCAGGUGGAAUUGCGCAUGUCCAUGGCUCAUCAGGGAUCACCUGCCGAUGGGGCCACAUCUACAACUGCCAAGGCUGAUGUGGAAAUGGCCGAUGUGACACUGAGCUUCAACACCGGAUCGGUUGAUGGCUCUACCACGGGGAGUGUGAUUCUUGGAACCACGAAUCACCUUCCAACUGUAGUGCAGGGGUCCUCGGUCGAGCGACUUGAAGGAGGACGGAGGGUCAUAGAUUGA
Messenger RNA from Eremomyces bilateralis CBS 781.70, 1467 nucleotides. RefSeq lists its product as uncharacterized. NCBI's taxonomy places the organism in Eukaryota, Fungi, Ascomycota, Dothideomycetes, Eremomycetales, Eremomycetaceae. Bases 1 to 1467 code for a protein of 488 amino acids. The transcript is spliced from 2 exons. The record is from RefSeq and is a predicted model, not a curated record.